AUGUGCCAACCCCAACACCCUUCCGUUUCCUCUUCACCAACAAAUUCUACCAGUACAAGUUUUGUAAAUUCAAUACAAACUUGGCAUUUAAAUUCUGCAGCGUUUACAGUUGUAGCUACCUUCAUAUUUGUUCAAUUCAGAGCACUUCUGCGCUCCUUUCUAACGAGAAAUGCUCAAAGAAUGGUUAGGGCAUCCAUAAGUUCGUUAAGAGGAAAGUUAUCUGAAGGUGGAGAUAGAGGAUCUGAUAGAAGAAAAAGUAGCAAUAAAAAGGAGGAAAAUGGUGAAGAGAAGGAGUAUGUGGAUAAAGGGGUGGGAUCAGACCUGGAUAUGGCAAUAGAAGAACAUGACAACAUUUUACAGCAAUUUCCCGUUGAACUGCCUUAUCACCCAAUUAAAUUUACUGAACAUGAGAUGCUUAAACGCUCCCAACUUUUUUAUGAACAAAUGAAAUCAAGGAGAAGUGUUCGUUGUUUCAGCAGUAGACCUGUGUCUAUUAAACUUGUGCAGAAUUUGAUAAAAACUGCAGGAACAUCCCCAAGCGGGGCAAACCUGCAGCCUUGGACUUUCUGCAUAGUUCAAAGCCCCAAAAUCAAAAGGGCGAUAAGAGAAGUUGUGGAAGAACAAGAACAACUAAACUAUACACGCAGAAUGGGUGCUCAAUGGGUUUUGGAUGUUUCCCAUUUGAACGUAAAUUGGAAUAAGCCUUACUUGACAGAAGCGCCUUAUUUAAUUGUUGUGAUGAAACAUCCCUAUUAUCUGGAUGAACAGGGGGAGAGGAAACCGACUCACUACAGUGAACAAAGCACGUCUAUAGCUGUGGGCAUUUUGGUUGCUGCGAUUCAGAAUGCCGGUCUAGUUACUGUUGUCUCCACUCCUUUAAAUGCGGGGUCUGCUAUACGUGAAAUUCUGCAAAGGCCAAUAAAUGAAAAAGUAAGCGUUCUACUCCCUCUGGGAUAUCCUGCUGAAGGCGUACUCGUUCCGGAUAUACGGAAAAGAAAUAUUGAGGAUAUUAUGCGGAUUUAUUGA
Molecule: messenger RNA, 1026 nt
Organism: Meloidogyne enterolobii
Lineage: Eukaryota; Metazoa; Nematoda; Chromadorea; Rhabditida; Meloidogynidae
Source: the annotation of a GenBank genome assembly